This is a messenger RNA of Microbotryum saponariae, 1565 nucleotides long. Lineage: Eukaryota; Fungi; Basidiomycota; Microbotryomycetes; Microbotryales; Microbotryaceae. The record is from the annotation of a GenBank genome assembly.
AUGGUGAGUACAACUGCUUCACCAAAGGAUCUGAAAAGGGUGCCCGCUCGAGUCUUGCUGACUCAUCCCCCCGCUGACUCCCUCCCACCUCCCACCCCACGCCGUCCCACCUCACUCAGGCGCGAGCACGCGUCGCACGUGCCUCAACGUCGGCCAGCAAAGGCAGUGCACUUACUCCAGCUCAAUCACGUUCCAUCAACCGAGCCUUCGACCUCGCUGCCUCGCCGUCGAGCACCACAAUAGCUCAGACCAGUAGCUCAUCGAGGAACAAGAAGCGAUCCCGGACGACGAUCGAGUCUUCUACCGAGAACGAAGGCGAGGAUGAGUACGAUAUGGCCAUUGGUCCGAGUGGGACGUCCAACUCUCGAAACGAUGCAACAACGGAGAAUGGAUGGCAAGGAGGGGGUGGGGGGUUUCUGCCGGAAGGAGAAGAGGCAGAUCAAGUCAACGGAGCAACGGCGACGACAGGAGGUGGCUUCAUUGUCGAGGAUGACGACCGGGCAGCUUCCACCAUAUCGCCUUACUAUGGUGGCGGCGGUGGCGGCGGAUUCAUAGCGGAGGACAGCGAAAUGGUCGAUGCAGGUGGGGGCGGAUUCCUCCCCGAACCGGAGGAUGUACCUCCGCUCGGAGGUGGCUUCGUACCCGAAGACGAUGACGAAGGGAUCUCAGAACUACCCGAUCUACCCGAUCUACCGAGUUUAUCCAAUUCGAACGACACAACUUUACCGCCACCUAAAUAUUCGACGAAUCUAAUUCCACUUCGGUCCAUCCCCGUCGCGAUCGCUUCGUUGAAUCUGCCAGCGUCGGAAAAGGAUUUGGUGGACCUCUUCAGCGAUGUUGCGGUCCCGAAUGAGGAAGGUGUGGAAUGUGUGGCCAAAGAACGAUUCGUGGAGGUGUGUAAAGCGUUCAUGGCUGGAAUGGACGACGAGGACGAGGAUAAAUCACCCGCCAGCGACGACGAAGAUGAUUAUGAGGGGGAUGCGUACGAAGACCGAGACGAAUCCGUCAAACCGAGUCGAAGAAGAUCGAAUCGGAGGUCGACUCGAGCGAAUUAUGUACAAGAUGACGAGCCGCUAGCCCCUCUCCCCGAAGAUUUCGCUCCAGAGGACGAUGAUGACGAUGACGAUGAGGAGUCCGACUUCGAGGAUCUCAACGGGUCAGCCUCCAAGGGGAAAGUGACCGCCAGUGCUAAACAGAGCAAGGGCAAAGGGAAAGCACGGACGACAAAAGCAGAGAAGCGAGAUCCAAAUCGGGAGUUGUCGAAGCAGAAAGUCGAAGAGGCGCUGGACACGUUUGAGCUUUUCUUUGAAGGCAGUGUCGACAAGAGGCCGCUCAAGGACCGCGCGAUCGCGAUGCAUGAUCUUGAACGAGUGGCGAGGUUGCUGAACGAGGAUUUGCCGGAAGAUGACGUGAGUGCGCCUGCCUGUCGAGAUGGUGGAUCAUAUUCCCUAACCCUAGGGAGCGUCCGUUGUUUACAGAUCCGCGAAAUGUGGGAUUACGCUGCGUCGACUCGUGGUGUUGUAGACCUAGAAGCUUUUGCACGAGUACUUGCACAAGCGCUUUAA